This is a messenger RNA of Cooperia oncophora, 594 nucleotides long. The record is from the annotation of a GenBank genome assembly. Lineage: Eukaryota; Metazoa; Nematoda; Chromadorea; Rhabditida; Trichostrongylidae.
AUGAUCUGGUGGGGAUGGCUGGCAUUUAAUACUUCGUCCAACUAUUCCGUCUCAGAACAUCAGUGGACUGAAGGAAGCCGAUCAGCUGUUGGGACCAUUAUGGCAUCAGUCGGUGGUGGAAUGGUUACAAUACUGAUUUCACGAUACACAACGAAGAAGAUUGCGGUCGACAUGUUCAUCGAUGGACUGCUAGCCUCUUUGGUGUCAAGUACAGGUGGCUGCCUUUUCUACACCCCAUGGCAGGCAACCUUGGUCGGGGCGAUCGGGUCAACGUUGGCACUAAUAGCGUACCCGGUGUUGGAGAAAGCAAAGAUCGAUGAUCCAGUUGGUGUGAUUCCUGUGCACGUCGUCGGCUCCGUUUGGGGUAUGAUCAGUCCUGCGAUUUUCGUCUGUCGCGACUUUGGUCUGGAGGAACACAAGGUGACAAAUGAGAGCAAACUCUCGGGACUUCUCUAUGGUGGCGGCGUGACAUUACUGCUCUACCAGCUCGCAGCUAUGGGUGCGAUCGCCACCUUCAGCGCAUUGUGCGCAUUCGUGAUACUUUGGGUGAGCUUCACUUCAGUCUCUUCACAUUCAUGUGGCGCUAAAUUGUAG